Molecule: messenger RNA, 1837 nt
Organism: Xenopus laevis (African clawed frog)
Lineage: Eukaryota; Metazoa; Chordata; Amphibia; Anura; Pipidae
Gene: esx1.L
Product: homeobox protein ARX
Exons: 5
Coding region: 62-1111 (349 amino acids)
Source: RefSeq, a predicted model, not a curated record
AUUAAAAAACAGUGAAACAUGUCCAGCCGACACUAGACUACAGCUCCCUCAGUGAAACACUAUGCAGGCAGCAGCACAUACUGAUACCAAUCUGAACUGCAACAAAGAGCCAGCCUGCCAGUCCCUGCUUAGCAGCCAGUUCCUCUCACCUUACUUCAUAGACUGCAUUCUCGGAAAAGCUCCAACAGACAAGGAGAAGAUUCCAGGAAACAUCAGACAAAAGCCACAGGAGGAUUUAGAUGAUACUGGAUCCCCCCCUGCAAAGAUCUUAUGUAAGACAGAAACACUUAUCAAACUCAGAGACGGAGAGAUCUUGGAAAAGAGAUUGAGAGGGGUCAUGGAGAGGGCUGCUGGGGCAGAAGGAGCUAAUAAAAUGUGUGAUGAGGACAGGACUGAAAAAAUGUCUGAACCAGUUGUUAAACAGAGCUGUGUCCCAGAGUCACCUGCUCCCUCGGAGAAAAGGAAACAACGUAGGUACCGCACCACCUUCAGUAACCUGCAGCUAGAGGAGCUGGAGAUGGCAUUCAGAAAGUCCCACUAUCCAGAUGUUUUCACCAGAGAGGAUCUUGCAAUGAGGCUGGAUCUCACAGAAGCCAGAGUGCAGGUUUGGUUUCAAAAUCGGAGGGCAAAAUGGAGGAAACGGGAGAAAAUUGAAAUGCUAGGAGGUGUUUCUGGAUUUCCCAUGAGCAAUCCCUUGGGACUGUAUCUUGAAGGUCCAUCACCUCUAGCAGAUUCUGCCUGGAAAACAGUACCUCUCUCUGCUGUGCCAUUACCAUCUGUCAUGCCUGCUUUAACCACACCUCCUCUGGGUUCCCUGAAUCUCAGCAACAUUUCUUGGGCAGCACUUUUCAGUAGCCCCAUUUUAAGUCCAUAUUUCGGAAGGUUCUUCGGUGUUCUAAACCCACUGAUGACCACAUCCUCUCUCCUUAUGGAAAACCCAAUUCCUGCUUCAGACUCUGAUUUUACAGCUCUGACCCAUCCAGCUAUGGGUGAAUGGAAAAUGUCCAGUAUUGCUGCUCUGAGACAAAGUGCAAAGGAACAUUCUGAACAAGUCCCUGCCAUAAAUCUCCUUAGUGGCAGCUUUUCUGAGACUAACAAAGAAAUGUGCUGAUCCCUCUGGAAGGAGCGAGCGAAAAGACAAUUUCUGCACAGUGCACUGCACUAUUUUUGAAUAUAUUUAAGAGGGAAAUAUGCUGCAGUUAAAGGACCAGGGAAUGAAUUUACCAAGCAAUUCAAAUGAUAUUUUAUACAGAGAAUUAAGUUUCCUAAAUUACCUCCAUACAUUUUUCAUGUUAUUUUUGUGCUGCCUACACAACGUAAUUUAGUACUACGUGGCCUUAGGACAAACCAUCACUUUCAUAGUGUAGUAAAUAGGCUAAGAACCUCACAAACAAUGCACAAAUAGUAAGCAAUACAGAAUCUACUCAGAAACGUUGUAUAUAUACCUACACGUGCCUUAGAAAAAUAUAACAGGUUGCUGAAUUUUGGGAAUAGAGAGAUCAGUGUGGGUCAAUGUCCCAGUAUAUUUGCCAAUAUUUCAAAUGUAAGCACAGAUUUUUAAAAAUUUUAUCCAGAACACAAUAUUUUAUUUAAAAAUCUCUUUUUCUUACUAAUGUGAAGAAAAUGUGUACAGCAUGUGGUCAUGGAAUACAUAGUGUAAAAUCUAUUCGUGCUAAACAAAAUUAAACUCUAAUGCCUAAAGCAGGAGAAUUCAUUGUGAGUAUUCUAUCAGCAUUAUAUAGUUAUCCUUUUAUUUAAUCUAUUUGUUCAAUCUACUUCUUUGUAUUGGAAUGUUUGAUCACUUGCAGAUGCAUCAGAUGCUUAUUUGUAAAGGCUU